Messenger RNA from Trichoplax adhaerens, 813 nucleotides. RefSeq lists its product as hypothetical. Gene Ontology annotation, molecular function: methylthioribulose 1-phosphate dehydratase activity; metal ion binding. Lineage: Eukaryota; Metazoa; Placozoa; Uniplacotomia; Trichoplacea; Trichoplacidae. The transcript is spliced from 10 exons. Gene Ontology annotation, cellular component: cytoplasm. The record is from RefSeq and is a predicted model, not a curated record. The coding region runs from base 1 to 711 and encodes 236 amino acids.
AUGCAGAAUGUGCAACAACCCAAAAAAAGGAAAUUAUCCGACGAGAUCAUUGCGGAAGAUGAAGAUUAUCAACGUGAUCCUGAGCAUCCGCGAAACUUAAUACCUGAGAUUUGCAGGUUAUUAUACAGUCAGGAAGCAAUGACGGGCUCUGGUGGUGCCAUAAGCAUGAGAAGAAACGAUAAAAUCUAUGUUGCCCCUUCUGGCGUCCAAAAGGAACGUUUGCAGCCCGAGGAUAUGUUUGUAAUAAACGACGAUGGCGAUACACUUAAGCUACCGCUAAAUGGGAAAAUAUGCAGAAUGAGCCAGUGUACUCCACUCUUUUUGACCAUUUAUCGACUGCGAGGAUCUGAAUGCGUCAUACAUUCACAUUCCAAGAGGGCGGUUUUGGCAACAAUCAUUUCGUCAGGAAAUGAAUUUCGUAUUAGUGAUCUGCAAAUGAUUAAGGGUAUCUAUAAGCGAACCGAAAAUAGAAAUUAUAGAUUUGGUGAAGAAGUUGUAAUACCUAUCAUUGAAAAUACUCCUACCGACCCGGAACUACAGGAAAAUUUAGUCAAAGCAAUGGAGAAUUAUCCAGAUACCUGCUGCGUUCUCAUACGUAGACAUGGACUAUACAUAUGGGGAACUACUUGGCAGCAGGCAAAACUAAUGUAUGAAUGCUACGAAUAUUUGUUUGACAUAGCAAUUCAACUAAAACAGCUUGGGAUGAAUUAGUGAAAACUGAUUACAGAGGUCACUAUUGCUAUAUUUUUGCUUGUCAUAGGACUGUAUUAUUGUAAUUGCUGGAGCUGAUGAUAUACUGCUCCACAGUUAUUU